AUGUCGACACUCGAGGAUCUUGAUGAUCUGGAGCGCGAUGGCAAGAAGGAGGAGAACAAUGAUGGCGACAAGAACAAGAAGAACGACGCCGGCGGAGAUGCGGAGAUGAAUGAUGGUGGUGAGAAGGCAGCCGAGGAGGAGGAACAGCUCAUCGACACGGAAAUCCUCAACAGCAGCACACGCGACAUCAUCGCCCGCCGCCGACUACUGGAGAACGACACGCGCAUCAUGCGGAGCGAAUACCAGCGAUUGACACAUGAGAAGACGACAAUGAAUGACCGAAUCAAGGACAACGUGGAUAAGAUUGACAACAACCGUCAACURCCCUAUCUCGUUGGAAAUGUAGUGGAGAUUCUCRACCUAGGUGUCGAGGCUGAAGCUGCAGAGGAGGGUGCCAACAUCGAUCUAGACGCUACACGUGUCGGCAAGAGCGCCGUCAUCAAGACAUCGACCCGCCAAACCAUCUUCCUCCCACUCAUUGGUCUUGUGGACCACGACAAACUCAAGCCUGGUGAUCUGAUUGGUGUGAAUAAGGAUUCAUACCUCAUUUUGGACACAUUGCCGGCAGAGUACGACAGCAGAGUCAAGGCCAUGGAGGUGGACGGGAAGCCAACGGAGAAGUACACCGAUGUGGGUGGUUUGGACAAGCAGAUUGAGGAACUCGUGGAGGCUGUUGUUUGGCCAAUGAAGGAGGCCGAGCGGUUCAAGAAGAUCGGCAUCAAGGCGCCUAAAGGCGCGCUCAUGUACGGACCUCCCGGAACCGGAAAGACCCUCCUUGCCCGAGCCUGCGCCGCCCAAACCGAAGCCACAUUCCUCAAACUCGCCGGACCGCAGCUUGUGCAAAUGUUCAUUGGCGACGGUGCCAAACUCGUCCGAGACUGCUUCGCACUGGCAAAAGAGAAGGCACCCUCCAUCAUCUUCAUUGAUGAGUUGGAUGCUGUGGGUACAAAGCGAUUCGAUUCUGACAAGUCUGGAGAUCGUGAAGUUCAGCGAACCAUGCUGGAACUGCUCAACCAGCUCGAUGGAUUUGCCUCGGAUGAUCGUGUCAAGGUUCUGGCCGCAACAAACAGAGUAGAUGUCUUGGAUCCUGCACUUCUACGAUCAGGGCGUCUGGACCGAAAGAUCGAGUUCCCACUUCCCAACGAGGAGGCGAGAGCGCAGAUUUUGAGAAUUCACAGCAGAAAGAUGACGGUUGAUGAGGGAGUGAACUGGCCCGAAUUGGCAAGAUCUACAGACGAGUUUGGUGGUGCGCAGUUGAAGGCGGUCUGUGUCGAGGCCGGUAUGAUCGCGUUGAGAAAUGGACACAGCAAGAUCUCUCACGAGCACUAUGUGGAUGCCAUUGCUGAAGUGCAGGCGAAGAAGAAGGACACUGUCAACUUCUACGCAUAA
Messenger RNA from Ramularia collo-cygni, 1389 nucleotides. Its product is annotated as probable 26S protease regulatory subunit 6A. Bases 1 to 1389 code for a protein of 462 amino acids. The record is from RefSeq and is a predicted model, not a curated record. Gene Ontology annotation, cellular component: proteasome regulatory particle, base subcomplex. Lineage: Eukaryota; Fungi; Ascomycota; Dothideomycetes; Mycosphaerellales; Mycosphaerellaceae. Gene Ontology annotation, biological process: proteasome-mediated ubiquitin-dependent protein catabolic process. The transcript has 4 exons. Gene Ontology annotation, molecular function: ATP binding; proteasome-activating activity; ATP hydrolysis activity.